UUUUAUUGUGCACUAUGUUUUGUUAAUAUUUAUAUUAAUGCAGUAAGAACAUAAUCUGUGAUAGGAUUGGUGGUAAAAACAUAUAGGAAGUCACCAUAUAUCUCUAGCAUCCAUUCGCACUGGCGCGUGCUGGGUUGCCUUCUCCUCUACCUGUCUACUACCUGUGUUACAUUGCCGUGGGGGACUGUCACUGCCUGUAUUGUGGUUAACUGCAGGUAAUUGCUUCUUUGUCUGUCAAUGGAGGACUUCCUUAUCGAGCUCGCCCAUCGACCUUCUUUCCUUUUAACUUUACCGUAUGCUUAUUCUGAACCGCUUCAUUCUUAACAAUGAAGAUGUGGAGGUUAUUGCAUUAAUUUGCAAAGCAACUAUUGGUGAAGUUGAAGAAGAUAUGGAUCUUAUUGAAGAACUCUCUCAGCAGGUUUAUAAGAACCAUUCUACUCUGCUUUCUAAAGGUUUUGCACUAGCUCAUCCCCCUUCUAUUCAUCAAGCCUUAGAAGGAGUUUUACCAUUCAGUAGCCAGUCCAAUGAACAUUCUUUUCUCAAAGACUUUGUUGCUUGUGUUCAAGGAACCAGUGGUGGAAGACUAGCUAGAUGGCUACAACCUGAAUCAUAUGUUGAUCCAAAACAGUGUGAGCUUCUGUGUAGUCAAGAGGAGCUAAAGUGUGGAUGGCCAGCUAUCAUCACUGUAGUAACAAAAGAUCAGUAUGGUAAAAUUGUACAAGCACCAUCAUUAAAGGUUGAAGUGUUAGCUGUUCCCAUGAACAUAUAUGAUAAAGAAACUGAAAUUAAUGAUCCUAGUCGUAAAUUGGCACGUGUGAGCCAGCCAGAAACAGGAGUGUUAACUUUUGGUGGGCAUCUUCCUCCUAAUUUAGAUACGCCAUAUGAAAUAUCUGUGAAAGAUAAGAUGUUCUACUAUGCUAUAACUGCAAUGAAGGAGUAUGAAAAUUAUUCCUUUGAAGAAUUAAGAUAUGUGUCUCCUGCUAAAAAACGCUUCAUUGAAAAUAUGCUUGUUCGAACUAACAACGAUGGGACAUACACUGCAAAUUGGACUCCUGGUUCAACUGGCUGGUAUUUACUAAGGGUUGUAAUUGAUGGCUGUGAAAUUGGCGGUUCACAGCAGAAGUCAGUGGAAGUUAAAGAGCCACCACAAGGUCUUCUUAUCCCCACAAAGCAAGUAACUCCAAAAACCAUACAUCAGCCUAAUCGAGUACGAAAAUUUGCUGGUAAAUUUAGUGCUGGCUUGAGAAUACGAAGCCACCCAUCUCUGCAAGGUGAACAGAUAGGAACUGUGCGGGUGAAUGACACCAUUAGUUUUAUGGAAGAGCUUCGAAAUGAUGAUGGUGUCUGGGUUCGUCUCAGCCCUGAAACUGUAAGAAAAUACUGUCAAAAUGGGUUUACAGAAGCAUGGUGUUUGCAAUAUAAUCAACAUCUUGGCAAGACAUUACUGAUUCCUGUAGAAGAGCCCAAAUCCAUGCUGACUGAAUUUUUCAAAGAAAAAGGAGUGAAAAAGAAGCCUGGGGAAGACGUUCAAAGAGAGAAAUUUUCUGCAGUUCGAGGACCUGGUGUUUAUCAUGUUGUGAAAUGUGGAGCAUCUGGGCAUAAUGUUCGCAGUCGACCGAGCUUGAAAGCAUCAGCUGUAGGCAUGUUAGUUCUUGGAAAUACCAUAUGUGCUGUUGAUGAUGUAACCAAUUCUGAUGGCAUGUGGGUAAAACUGGAUAAGGAAAGUAAGCAACGAUAUUGUUUUAAUAUGGAUGGUGAAGCUUGGACACUUGUUCGUAGUCUUCCAGAUAUUAUGUAUUUACAACAUGAGAUGGAUGCAAUACAUAAUAUAGAAAGUGAUGAAGAUAGAAGUCAUAGUAAUGCUAAAUUUUCUUCGGAGCAGGGCUCAAUAUUUGGCUCAAACGGUCCAGGUGGAAGAGGCUUUGAUUUUGCUUCUGCCGUUUCAGGGCAGACUUUUGGCUCCUUUGGUCAAUCAAUGGGAAUUUUUACAUUUGGAAGUGGUACUUCAGAUCAUGAAGGAGGAUCUUCUGGUUCUACAAGCCCAUUUGUGUUUGGAUCACCAGUUUCAACUCCUUCUGUUUCUAUGCAGACACUUAUAGAAUCAGAAAAAACUGAAUCAGAUAAUCUUACAAAGAACUCUAGUGGUAACAGUAGUGGACGUGUUGCUGCUCUCCAAAGGUGGUUAAAAGAGGAAUCUAGUCAUAAAACUAAUUCUGAUCUUCACCGAAUUUCUGUAUCAAAAGAUAUUCCUCCAGAACUUCAAAGUGUUUCAGUCAAAGAACUUGUAAAAGCAAUAGGAGAAAGCAGAGCAAAUGGCAAUGCUGCUACACCCCCAAGAACUCCUCCCAAUACACCUCCUGUACCUCAUAGGAGAUCCAGAAGUGGAAGCCCAUUACAUCCAUCUGGAUCUCCAAAACUUCCUUCACGUCGUAGCUCUAGUCCUAUUCCAAUUGUAAAUAUGCCUGUAAUGCGUUCAAACAGUGAAGCUACGUCUCCUCAUUUAUUGUCUGGAAAUAGUGUUUCAUCAGCCUCUCCUCCUCUUUCAUGCUCUCCAAAGAAUGUGCCAAGGCAUCCACAAGGAGUCCAAGAUGCAUGGCCUUCAUUUCAACAAAAUAUUUCACAGAAAACAACUGGUAGCCUUCGCAGAAGUUCUUUACAAAGUGAUACCAGUGUAGGUUCUCAUUUUAGUAGCAUACUUAAAGAAUUGUCUCAGACUUCUGCCACAGGCUGCAUAGGCUGUAUUACUCAAAGGAAUACUAUAAGUCCUAUAAGUACACCAGGAACUCCUGGUACACCUGCUACUCCAGGGACACCAAAGAAGGAAGCAAAUUGCAUCACAUCAGCAAAAACUGUCACCCAAAUUGGAACUCAGACUAGCCCAGAUAGUGUUAAAAGCCAUUUUAGUAUUGGAUCUGCAGGAAGCAAAGACGAAUCAACAAAAGUGUCUCCUAAACUAGCAAGGAAAGAUAGAUCUUCUCGCCAGUUUCGUUCAAAGCGUGAGCGAGUCAAAUCUCCUGGACCCAUGCAGGUCAAUGAAAAAUCUAAAGAAAAGAGUGCCUUAAAAGAAGCUGUUAAAGAAGCUAUGACACCAAGUGUUGCAGAAUGUCUGCGAGCAGUUUUUGCUGCUUUUCUGUGGCAUGAGGGCAUUGUUCAUGAUGCAAUGGCUUGUGCAUCUUUCCUUAAAUUCAAUCCAACACUUCCUAAACAAAUAACUAGUGUGCCACAUGUAGCAGUUCGAGAAAAGCGGGAUACCUCUCCUCUGACUAGAGAACAAAAGGCCAGGUAUCGCCAUUCAGUGGAAGUAGCUAGUCCAAGUUUAUUGACAUUUCAGUAUUUUGAAUCUUUUUCUCCUGCUCCAUUUAAUGCUAAUAUUAAUAAAAAUAAACUUCGAAAAACGUCAGUGCCAAUUAAGGAGGAUAGUGUUAUUGAAGCUUCUAAACAUGUACAAGGUUUGAAUGACAAAAAUGAUAGUAUUAGUUCUUCCAAUUCAGUUCAAGAUAGAAAAAUAAGUACUAAUGAAAAAUAUCAAUUACCACAAUCCCUUCAGCAUUUAGUUAUUUUAUGGGAACAAAUUUCAUCAUCGAGCCUCAGAAUCGUUUCUCAACAGCUCAUUUUGCCUAGUCCAGUUACAGGUUCCAAAGUAUUCCAGAAAUUAGAAAAAGAAAGGAAUAAUAGAGAGAAGGAAAAGAAAGUGAAAAAGAAAAAGGACUAUCGUCCAGUUAUGUCAGGCAGAGGUAAUUUAUUUGCUGAAGCUGCUGGUGGACCUUUUGGAGCUGAAAGAGAAAGUAUGUGUGAAUUAUGUGGUAAUUUUUUUCCUCAUCCUGUCACAUACCAUAUGCGACAAGCUCAUCCAGGAUGUGGAGAUCAUGCCGGAGGAAAAGGCUAUAAUAGUUGUGGUAAUUUUUGUGGUGGUUGGGCAGGUAAUUGUGGUGAUGGUGGAAUUGGUGGAAGUAGCUGGUAUUUAAUUUGUGAUCGUUGUCGAGAAAAAUUUAUUCGACAAAAAAGACAAAGUCUAAUAAAAGAAAAAGUAAAAAAAUCGCGAAAAAAGACGUCUCCUACUAAAUUGCUUUCACCAUUGCCUCCCAUGGAAGCUCACCAAAUAAUGAAGAAUAAUGCCAUGUUCUUAUUAGAAUUAUCAUCAUCUGCAUCAUCGGGUAUACCCACUACUGCUGCAACACCUUCCAGAUUAAGUCUUUAUAACAGUAUGCCAAGUGUACAUGAGCAGAAUGCUUUUAUAGAUACAUCUCCUUUCCCUAUGAUGUCCUUCCAAUGUCUUGAUGUUUUAGGUGUUCAACAGGAGUACAAAAAUAUGAUAGGAGAAGAAUUUCUCUCUGAGGAAGACAUACGGGCUUUACAAAAUGGUGCUGAAAAUCUAGGUCUUGGUACAAGUUUUCUAAACUUAUCCUCAGGGAUCAUGCGUUCAUUAACAAUGAAUGGUGGUGCUGAUUUACAGCUUAUAUGUGCAAAACGAGAACGUCGGCGUUCUAAAGCUAAAGAAGGAGAAAAUAAAGCACGCACAUUCCAUCGUUCAAUUUCUGUAGGUCUCACCUCAAGGGACUGGAAUAAACAGGAAGGUGAAGCCAGUGUAGGAGAAUGUCGUAUUAUUAUGACUAGAAAAAGGAACAACAGCAGUGGUUGUGAAGAUACUAGCACUUCAUUUCUCUGCCAGCCUUCAGCUGCUCUUACAAAACUAGUAUCUUUGAUGAUGGAAAGACCAGGGUCUGAAUUUCUCCUACGUAGGCCCGUAAUGGUAUUUAUUUUACAGCGGCAUGACUUGGAAAGUUUGCAGUUGGCUAUGAAACAAGCUUUAAGAAAAGCAGCAUGUAGAGUUUAUGCAUUACAGGCUUUAAAUUGGUUACUUCGUUGUGUCACUCAGCCAAUGUCACUUCAUGACCUUCUGUGGUGUUUUGUUGCUGCUUUAUCUCCUGCCCCUUUUGACAAAGGAGAAGAAGAUGGAGAGGAGGAAUCUGAAAAGAAGGAGCAUGAUGUGCAUGAAAAAGAUCUUGGCGUAUGUGAGCAUCCACUUUCUGAUAUAACUGUAGCUGGUGAAGCAACUUACCCACUACCACAGACAUUUCAUUCUUUCCUACAAACUGUAUCAGAUUUAAUGAUGCUCCUUCCUGUCGGUUCUUCUUUGCAACAAAUUGCUAUGAGAUGCUGGUGCUUAAAAUUUCAUCCUGAAGAUCACAGUUUCUUACAUCGAAGCCAUGUUUUUUCAAACAUUAGCAAAAUACUUUCAAGGACUGAAGAGGAAGAUGAUGCUGGAGCUUCAGAUGCAUAUGCUCAGGUUUCUGCAGAUAUUGAGGCUUUGAAAGAUGUGACUCCUUUAGUAGACAUAAAAGCAUCUAGUCGCCAAGCUAUGGUUAAUAGUUUAACAGAUAAUACAACUGAAACAUUUUGGGAAAGUGGUGAUGAAGAUCGAAAUAAAGUCAAGAUGCUUAAUUUGUCUUGUGGCUCUAAAAUACAGCCUAAGAUGGUUUAUAUUCAUAUUGAUAAUUGUAGAGAUUUAGGUAAUAAAGUUUCAGGCGUGACAUUUAAGGCUAGUCCUAGUUUUGAUGAAAUGGUGAAACUAAAGCAGGUUGAAGUUGAGAAUCGUUACAUUGGAUGGGUAAGCUGUGAUAUUCCUGAUGGAAAACAUACAUGCAUUAGGAUUGAAUUAAAGGGACCAGACAAUACUUUAAGGUUACGUCAGGUGAAAGUUUUGGGAAGUCAGGAAGGAGAAAGUAUCCGCAUUGGAAAGAAAGUUAGUGCUAUGCAGAUACAACAAAAAAAUUGUGAAGCAGAAACGCUGAAGGUGUUUAGGUUAUUAACAUCUCAGGUAUUUGGAAAACUUAUCACUGGUGAGCAAGAAUGUAGUGAAGAUAAAAAAAAUGUUAUUAAUCAUGAUGGAGAUCAAAUGCAACUUUCUCAAUCUCAGAGCACGUUGGAAACAAAUGAUCUGAAAGAACACAUGGUGGGAAUUUUGUUCUCCCGAAGCAAGCUGACACAUUUACAAAAACAAGUGUGUUCUCAUAUUGUUGCGGCAAUUAGAAAAGAAGCUGCGAGGGUUCGUGAUGAAUGGGAAGCUCUUUUGUGUAGUAAAUCUCAGUCUGUUGAGGAACUGCCCAAAUCAUCUGAUGCUUACUGUUUUGAAAUGCUGUCCAUGGUACUAGCUCUUAGUGGCUCGAGUGUUGGCCGUUCUUAUCUUGCUCAACAAGCUGGAUUAUUAAGAGAUUUAUUUAGCUUACUUCAUACUGGCUCAGCUAGAGUACAAAGACAGGUCACAUCGCUUUUGCGAAGGGUUCUGCCUGAUGUUAGUCCUCCAACUUUGGCAUCAAUUCUUGGUGUAACAUCCUUACCCCCAACUGAUUUUAGCAUAAUUUCAGAAGCUAAUAAGGAAAAUAAGCAAGAAGAAAGUUCAUUUGAUAUACAUAACACUGGCAUUUUAGAUGUAUUUUUGGCAUGUAUAGCAAAAGCAUUAACUGUUCAAACUAAAGUUAAAGGUUCUACUACAAAUACUAAAGGCAUCAAUACAGUAACAUUAGCAACUUCAAUUCAUCCAAGAGACCAUGUUGGAAGUAGAUGGUGGUUAAGAGGCUGUAUGGCUAGGAAACUUGCUGAAGUUAUUAUACAACUGCUAAAAGAUAUGGCAGCAGGAAAAUUAACAGAUGCUUGGGCUAAUGUGACAAAAGGAGCUAUAGCUGAGAAUAUAUUGAAUCUGACAAAACUGGAAGAACAUCACCGCUCUCCUUCAGAAUGUUUACGUACUCCUACAUUGUGGCUUGCACUUGCAUCUUUAUGUGUUCUUGAUCAAGAGCAUGUUGAACGACUCUCAUCUGGACAGUGGGUUGGAAACUGUGGAGAUGGACAGCAAUCUCAGCCUAGGCCUUUCUGUGAUAAUCAUGAUGAUUCUGAAACUCCUGCAAUAAUCUUGUGUUCCACAUGUGGCAACUUGUGCGCUGAAUGUGACCGAUAUCUUCAUUUGAAUCGAAAAACACGUUGCCAUCAGCGUCAGGUAUUUAAAGAAGAGGAAGAAGCAAUCAAAGUAGAUUUGCAUGAAGGAUGUGGCAGAACAAAGCUUUUUUGGGUUAUGUGUUUAGCAGAUUCAAAAACUUUAAAAGCAAUGGUUGAAUUUAGAGAAGGCACUAGAGGUAAACCAAGCUCUUCAGGUGUUUGUAGAUUUUGUGGAUCUAGUAGUAGUACUGGUCUUUUAUCUAUAGGAAAUGUAUGUAAUGAACCAGAAUGUCAGGAUCAUGCAAACAAUGCUUGCUCAAAAAUGUUACCUUGUGGUCACAUGUGUGGAGGAAUUUACAAUGAAAAUCCUUGCCUUCCUUGUUUGCAUAGAUGUGGAGGAGAAAUCUCAAGCCUUAAACAAGAUGCUGACGAUAUGUGCAUGAUUUGUUUUAUUGAAGCUCUUGCCUAUGCACCUGCCAUACAGCUUGCUUGUGGCCACGUAUUUCACCUCCAUUGUUGCCGUGCAGUAUUGAGUAAAAAAUGGUCUGGACCUCGUAUCACAUUUCGCUUUUCCUUGUGUCCAAUAUGCCAGGCCCCUAUGGAGCAUUCAGUUUUAAAAGACUUGCUUGAUCCUGCACAGAGUUUAUACGAAGAUGUUAAACGGAAGGCUUUAAUGAGGUUGGAAUAUGAAGGUCUGCAUAAAGCUGAAGCUAUUACUACACCAGGUGCCAGAUUUUACAAUGAUCCGGCUGGUUUUGCCAUGGAUAGAUAUGCAUAUUAUGUUUGCUACAAAUGCAAAAAGGCAUAUUAUGGUGGAGAAGCUAGGUGUGAUGCUGAAGCAGGUGCAGGGGAUGAUUAUGAUCCUACAGAGCUUGUUUGUGGAGCUUGUUCGGAUGUUUCUAGGGCACAGAUGUGUCCCAAGCAUGGUACAGAUUUCCUUGAAUACAAAUGUAGAUACUGCUGUUCUGUUGCUGUAUUUUUUUGCUUUGGGACUACUCACUUCUGCAAUGCAUGUCAUGAUGAUUUUCAGCGAGUGACUAAUAUUCCUAAAGCAGAACUUCCACAUUGUCCUGCAGGUCCCAAAGCAAAACAGUUAGAAGGUGAUGAGUGUCCUCUUCAUGUAAAGCAUCCUCUGACAGGGGAAGAAUUUGCCCUAGGUUGUGGUGUUUGUCGCAAUGCUCAUACUUUCUAAACAUUUGCAUCAUACUUAGAUCUCUUUUAUUUAUAUAACCAAUCAGUCACCAGAGUUGAUCAGCUGUAUAUUAAGCUUCUGAGUGCCACUAUUCAUCCACUAUGUAUAUUAUGAAUUUUGUAUAUAAAAUGUAAAAUAUAGUUAUAUUGAAUCCGGCCUUCCCUGCACACAUCUCAUUCAUAUCUGUCUUGCUUUGUUCUUCCAUAAAUUGCAUGAAACUUUCUGACAUUUGAAAUGGGAACAUGGGAACUCAAAUGAUAGUUUUGCAUCUUAAUUUUGGCACUACUUUGAAAUAUGAAGGUCACAUUUAGAGUAAUUUAAUGUUUGUGAUGGAAGUGAAGAAACGUGGCAUUUAUUGUGCAAAACACAAAACGAGAUACCAAAUAUUAUUAGAACUGUAAAAUAUGAUAUCCAGAAUUAAAAUUUUUAUAAUUACCUCAUACAUGUUAAUAUCUACAUUUAUGACUAUUGUGAAUAAAAAUAGUUUUAAAAAAAUAUUUAUCUUUCAGUUCUAGUUAAAACUUUGCAUCUUGCAUGACUUUAUUUUAUUAACUGAGGAGUUUCAAAUGAAAUAAAUUCCUUAGUGUAUGAA
Messenger RNA from Stegodyphus dumicola, 8717 nucleotides. RefSeq names its product MYC binding protein highwire (gene hiw). Gene Ontology annotation, cellular component: plasma membrane; nucleus. The record is from RefSeq and is a predicted model, not a curated record. Gene Ontology annotation, biological process: regulation of synaptic assembly at neuromuscular junction; axon guidance. Lineage: Eukaryota; Metazoa; Arthropoda; Arachnida; Araneae; Eresidae. Gene Ontology annotation, molecular function: ubiquitin protein ligase activity.